This is a messenger RNA of Prinia subflava (tawny-flanked prinia), 10356 nucleotides long. It is a transcript of the gene DAGLA, whose product is annotated as diacylglycerol lipase alpha. NCBI's taxonomy places the organism in Eukaryota, Metazoa, Chordata, Aves, Passeriformes, Cisticolidae. Gene Ontology annotation, cellular component: dendrite membrane; cytoplasm; postsynaptic membrane. Bases 1005 to 4100 code for a protein of 1031 amino acids. The record is from RefSeq and is a predicted model, not a curated record. Gene Ontology annotation, molecular function: lipoprotein lipase activity. Gene Ontology annotation, biological process: retrograde trans-synaptic signaling by endocannabinoid; arachidonate metabolic process; diacylglycerol catabolic process. The transcript has 23 exons.
GGAUUUGACCUAAUGAAAUUAUCCCAGUGCCUUGGCUCCAGCUGCUGCUCUCCAGUCGCAUCUCACUGAUGUCCAGGGACGUGGCCUGCGGGGAGGGAUCGAGUCCUCCACAGACCAUCCGUGUCCAACAGCAGCAUUCCAGGCUUCCCAGAGAGCCUGGGAGGCUGCAGGUGCUGCCUGCCGAGGGAGAGCUCUCUCCUGCUUCCCUGGAGCACCGGCAGGAACAACACAGCUGAUCCGUGAAUUUCCCUGUCCUGCCGCAGCCGUUCCCGUCACAGGAGGAGAGCAGGCUCCUGGAAAUUGGGAAGCAGCUCGUCCUCCGGAACAACGAGGUGAAACAACCCGAGGUGGAAAAAGCUUUGGGAAGACGGGUUUGACCAAGGGGGAGCAUGGAGGAUGCUGGCAGAUAUCCCGACAGCCCGCAGCACUGCUUUGUCCUCUCAUUUUUCCCAAAGGAAAAGCCACCUGGAGCUGCCAGGCAGGAAGAUGCCCCGAGCUUUGCUGAGCAGUGGACACCUGGAUCAGCAGAGCUAGGUGGGUUCUUUGUGGAUUGAAUCCUUCCUGGCACAUUCCAGGGAUCUCCAGAGCCCCAAGGCUGCCUGCAGUGGUCCCGACUUUUCCUGGGAGAUGACAUGCAGAAUUCCAAGGCUGUGGUGUGGAACAGCCCCGUGCCAUAUCCACGUGUUGAGGAAUGAUGCUCCAGCUGGAAGAACAGCACUGACUUCCCUCUCCCUCGUAUUCCUGGGUCAUUCCUGCACAAAGAGCACUGCUUCAUCCAGAGGUUUUGGGGCUUCCAGGGGUGCCUGCCCGGCCGGGAGCGGAUCGUGCCGGAGGGAGACCUUGGAAGUGCCACAGGCUGGAUGAAGCGAUUUGUUGGAAUGCUAAAUUUGGCAGCCGCUUUUCAUCCGCACCGGAGCCACUUUGCACCUGUCUGGGAAGAUAAAGGCACUCGGAAUGAGCGAGGUGAGUGCUGUGCCUGCUGAACUUCCCGGGACCCGCCAGCCAUGCCAGGGAUUGUCGUGUUCCGCCGGCGCUGGUCUGUGGGCAGCGAUGACCUGGUUCUGCCAGCCGUCUUCCUCUUCCUCCUUCACACCACCUGGUUUGUGAUCCUCUCGGUGGUGCUCUUCGGGCUGGUGUACAGCCCCGACGAGACGUGCUCCCUGAACCUGGUGGACCACGGCCGCGGCUACCUGGGCAUCCUGCUGAGCUGCAUGAUCGCCGAGCUGGCCAUCAUCUGGCUGAGCAUGCGCGGGAGCAUCCUGUACACGGAGCCGCGGGACUCCAUGCAGUACGUCCUCUAUGUCCGACUGGCGAUCCUGGUGAUCGAGUUCGUGUACGCCAUCGUGGGCAUCGUGUGGCUGACGCAGUACUACACGUCCUGCAACGACAUCACGGCCAAGAGCGUCACCCUGGGAAUGGUGGUGUGCAACUGGGUGGUGAUCCUGAGUGUGUGCAUCACUGUGCUGUGUGUCUUCGAUCCCACGGGACGCACCUUCGUCAAGCUCCGCGCCACCAAGCGCCGCCAGCGCAACCUGAGGACCUACAACCUCAGACACCGCCUGGAAGAGGGACAAGCCAGCAGCUGGACACGCAGGCUCAAAGUGUUCCUUUGCUGCACGCGGACAAAGGACUCGCAGUCGGACGCCUACUCCGAGAUCGCCUACCUUUUUGCCGAGUUCUUCCGGGACCUGGACAUCGUCCCCUCCGACAUCAUCGCGGGGCUGGUUCUCCUGCGGCAGCGGCAGCGGGCCAAGCGCAACGCCGUGCUGGAUGAGGCAAACAAUGACAUUUUAGCUUUCCUGUCUGGAAUGCCAGUGACCAGGAACACCAAAUACCUGGAUCUGAAGAAUGCGCAAGAGAUGCAGCGGUACCGGGAGGUGUGUUACUACAUGCUCUUCGCCCUGGCAGCCUAUGGGUGGCCCAUUUACCUCAUGAGGAAGCCCACGUGUGGACUCUGUCGCCUGGCCAGAUCCUGCUCGUGUUGCUGCCUGUGCCCGUCGCGGCCGCGCUACGCGCCCGGCGUCACCAUCGAGGAGGACAACUGCUGCGGCUGCAACGCCAUCGCCAUCCGGCGCCACUUCCUGGACGAGAACAUGACCUCCGUGGACAUCGUCUACACGUCCUGCCACGACGCUGUUUAUGAAACGCCUUUCUACGUGGCCGUGGACCAUGACAAGAAGAAGGUGGUCAUCAGCAUCCGGGGAACUCUGUCCCCAAAAGACGCCCUGACGGAUCUGACGGGGGACGCGGAGCGCCUGCCGGUUGAGGGGCACCAUGGAACGUGGCUGGGACACAAGGGAAUGGUGCUGUCUGCCGAGUACAUCAAGAAGAAGUUGGAGCAGGAGAUGGUGCUGUCCCAAGCUUUUGGACGAGAUUUGGGAAGAGGAACAAAACACUACGGCCUCAUUGUGGUUGGGCAUUCCCUUGGAGCUGGCACGGCUGCCAUCCUGUCCUUCCUGCUGCGUCCCCAGUAUCCAUCCCUCAAGUGCUUUGCCUAUUCCCCCCCAGGUGGGCUGCUCAGUGAGGAUGCCAUGGAGUAUUCCAAGGAGUUUGUGACUGCGGUGGUGCUUGGCAAAGAUCUGGUGCCCAGGAUUGGGCUCUCUCAGCUGGAGGGAUUUCGCCGGCAGCUUCUGGAUGUUCUCCAAAGAAGCACCAAACCAAAGUGGCGGAUCAUUGUGGGGGCUACCAAGUGCAUUCCCAAAUCCGAGCUUCCCGAGGAGCCGGAGGAGAACUCGGUGACGAGCAACCGGCUCUGGACACACCCCAGUGACCUGACCAUCGCCCUGAGUGCCAGCACGCCCCUGUACCCCCCUGGCCGCAUCAUCCACGUGGUGCACAACCACCCUGCUGAGCAGUGCUGCUGCUGUGAGCAGGAGGAUCCCACCUACUUUGCCAUCUGGGGGGACAACAAGGCCUUCAACGAGGUGAUCAUCUCCCCAGCCAUGCUUCACGAACACCUCCCCUACGUGGUCAUGGAAGGGCUCAACAAGGUGUUGGAGAACUACAACAAGGGGAAAACAGCCCUGCUGUCCGCAGCCAAGGUGAUGGUGAGUCCUACGGAGGUGGAUCUCACGCCGGAGCUGAUAUUCCAGAGCCAGCCCUUGCCCAGCUGCCCCUCCGUGCAGAUCGGCACUGGAGCCAUCCCAGCGGACAGGAGGAACAGCAGUACCAAGAGCAAAUCCCAUUCGGAAAUCAGCCUGGAGGGAUUCUACGAGACCAAGCCGCUCUCCCCAGUGCAGAAGGACCCCGUGGAGCUGCUUCUCCUGGACACUAAGGAACGCCUCUCCGUGGAGCUGCAGGACCGCCGCGCCCCUCUGGCCACCAUGGAGAGCCUCUCGGACAACGAGUCCAUCUACAGCUUCGACUCGCGGCGCUCCUCCGGCUUCCGGAGCAUCCGGGGCUCCCCCAGCCUCCAUGCGGUCAUGGAGAAGGACGAGACGCACUGCUUUUAUAUAGACCCCGCCAUCCCCGAGGAAAACCCUUCCCUCAGCUCCCGGACAGAGCUGCUGGCUGCCGACAGCCUCUCCAAGCAUUCCCAGGAGACGCAGCCCCCGGAGAACGCGCUCAACAGCGGCGGCACCACCCCGCAGCGCCGCUGCAGCGCCGAGGGCGCCGGCAGCGACGGCGAGCACGCGUCCUCGUCGCCGCGGGAGGAGCCGGCGCUCCACAACGGCCGCCUGGCCGACGUGCCCAGCCCCCAGGUGCUGGAGUUCGCCGAGUUCAUCGACAGCCUCUUCAACCUGGACAGCAAAAGCAGCUCCUUCCAGGACAUUUACUGCAUGAUGGUGUCGGACAGCUCCAGCGACUUUGCGGAGCUCCCCAAAUCCGUCAGCGACCAGGAGAUCCUGCUGAGGGCGCAGUACGAGCCCAACCUGGUGCCCAAGCCCCCGAGGUUGUUUGCGGGCUCGACGGAUCCUUCGUCGGGAAUCUCCGUGUCGCCCUCCUUCCCCCUUAGUUCAUCCGGAGAACUCAUGGAUAUCACUCCCACGGGUGUGAGCAGCCAGGAGUGCCUGGCCACGGACAAAAUCCGGACUUCCACCCCCUCCGGACACGUAACCAGCCCUGCCAAGCAGGACGACCUCAUGAUUUCGGCCCUUUAGUGCAGGGGGAAGGGGUGGAACGAUCCCAGUGGGAUAAUCCGUGGAGGAGGCUGCCGUCGGGCAGUUGGGAUCAGAGGAGACGGCUGGAAAAAUCCUUUCUGGGGUGACGCAGUGGUGGUGUCUGGAGGAUGGAUUGUGCUGGAAUCCUGUGCUUGGAGCUGGGAGAAGCUUUGCCCCACGGGGCCUGAGAGGGUCUGAGGCACUCGCGUUCCCUACCUCAGCCUGUCUCAUUCCAGAGGCAGAUUCCUUGCCCUGGGGCACCUGCUGAGUUUGGGAGUGAGCUACCUGCAUAGAAGGAAGCAGGAGGGGGCCGGGCCAGAUCCUCCCCUCGGGACCGAGCCGGAGGUUUGGGAAAUGAGCGGAUUGAGACUUUGGGCCCUGUUGCACUACCAUGGAUCCGGCCCAAGAUCCAAUUCGGCACACUUCCAUGGGGAUUGCUUUUGUAGGACGCUCUCGUUUUAAAGCCAUUGGGGCUGUAUUCCCCCCAAAUCCAGUCUCCCCUUCCCUGCCAGGCACAGCAGGAAUGGGGCUGGCACCAUGGUUUCUCUCCCCCGAGCACUCCUGAGAGGGAAGGACGCUGUUCCCGAGAGCCCAAUCCCUCUGCCACAUCCCUCCUUGGGCAGAAAGUUCUCCUGGAGAUCACCCCCAUCGUUCCUCAGUUCCCUGGACCCCUCCGAGCUGGCGACAUUCCCGUGGGACUGCCAGGAUUCUCACCUUGGAGCUGCAUGGAUGUGGAUGGAUCAACUGCAAAAUGCACCUGGCGUUGUUUUCCAGGCCUCUGUGGAGUCUGGGAGUCUCUCCUGGAUCCCUGGGGGUCCUCACACCACCCAUGUGCAGCAUCCAUGGAUCAGUGCCAGCCUCUGUUGUUGGGAAUUCAGGGAAAAGAUGGACGUUUUCCCAGUAUUGCAAUCUCUUGUAUGUUUACAGAGCUGCUGAGCUGGUUGGAAGGUAUUUAUUAAGGAAAUAGGGAGGCUUUCCUGAAGGAAAAUCCAUCAUCACCCUCUCCUCCCUGUGUUGUUCCCUCUGGGGACCGAGGGAAGAGAGGAUGGGCAGGCAGAAUUCCAAGCCCCCUGCUUCCUAAGGGGCUUGGAUUCGGGGGUAACCGCCUGCCCUCUCUCCUGCCCUCUUCCCACCUGCACAAUUCCAUGUAGGAAAGCUUGAGUAAGUUGUUAGGAAAACUACCUGAGCCUCUGGGCCCAGAGGAGCCUGCUCCCCCUCUCCAGGCAGGUUGUCCAAUGAUGGGAGCAGGAGGAAAACUACCUAUCCUAGGAAAUGAAACCUUCUUGGGACCUGGAAAAGGCCUUGAAUUGCCACAACUCCCCCUCAAAGCUCAGCAGUUACCCAUGGCUCUCCCCGGAGCUCCGUCCUCCCUCCCUGGAAAAGAAAUUCCUGGUUUCACUUCCUCAGAAUCCCGUGGUUGCUCCCUUUUCCCCUCCUCAGCAGUGCUGUUUCCAUUGUGGGAGGACGCUGUGCUGCCCAGGAGCUCAGCUCCUGGCGAAUCCCAGGCUUCCUGUUCUCCACGUGGGCUCUGGAAGGCCUGGGAUGGGUCAGAGCUUCCCGGGAGCCAGUGGGAUCCAUUGAGGAGCACUUUAUAACCUGUGCAUUGAUGUAAAUAACCCUGGGUGCACGGAAUUCCACUGGGUUCUGGCUCCAGGUGCUGAUAUCCCGCUCCAUCGGCGUGGGAUGCUCCGGCCCCUGUUCCUUACCCCUUUCAGAGCCUUCACAAGUGCUUCAAGUGGCCAGGAAAACAUUAUCCCUGUGGUUUCAGGCUCCAAAGGUGACCUUUCCCUGAGUGGAAUCAGAGGGAGGGAGCCCCUCUGGAUUCAGAGGGAUUUGGAGAAGGAAAAAGCCUUUUAUUCUGAGCAACCAGAAGUUCUUUUUGUUUCCAUAGGUCCUUGAAAAAGGAGCAGGGAGCAGGCGGUUUGGGAGCACAGCACAGGGUAAGGAGGAAUUCCUGCACUCAGGAAACGCUACCGAGGUGAUUUAUCAGGAAUACGCACAAAAAUCUGGGAAGGUUUGAGGGGAGAAGGGGAGCUGGGGGGCAGGAGAGGCUGGGGCUAGCAGGCUAGCUCCCCUCCUGGCCCAGGAGUCGGGAUAAGGAGCUCAUUCCCGCCUUUAUUCCCGAUAGGAGUUAACCCUUAGCACUAAGGCAGAGCUUGGGAUCUGCAAUGCACUUUAAAACACUAAAGAGAAGGAUCAUCUCCACCCCUGGGAUGGAUGGAUACCUAGGGAUAGAUGGAACUGCUGGUGGGAGGUGCCUCCAGGUGAGGAAAAGCGGGAAAUCUCCCUCCUAGAACAAUUCCAGUGGGAACCUGCUGAUGUUCCGUGGCUCAAAUGUUGCACUAGAAAGUCCCUCCCCUGUGUCCUGGAAGAUUCAAUCCUUGGGUGACUGUUCCCUCUCUGUGCCAUUGGAACUGGAUCGCUUGGGAAUGGCCUUCCCUGACAGGAAGCAGUCUGGAACGCUGCAGUUUUUUUGCUCUGUGAUUACUGGAUUUUGGAAAAACCUGGAAAUAAGUAAUUCCUGGGAGCUGGGCUUGCCACAGGCCAAGGAGUAAAGGCACAAAAGAGCCCCUCAAAGGUUCUGAUUGUAUCCCAUCAUGGAUAAUUCCUGGUUUUUAUUGACAACCAGAUCUGAUCCCAAAUGAAAUCCACGCUCUUGGAAUUAUUUCGGUUUUAAAUGUCUCUGUGUCUUGAUCCCCAUCACUGUGUCUUGAUCCCCACCAUUCCAUGUGUCCAUUCCCAUCACUCCUUUGCUAUCUGGGCUUUUGGAAAGGCUGAUCUCCCAUUUCCUCCUGGGAAAGCACACCUGGAAUGCUGAAAUCAAUGUUGAAGCUGCAGCUACCUCCUUCAUCUGUACUGUACACACUUCCUGCUUUCUCUUCCCGCUCUGUCUUUGGGAAUAUGAAGCAUCUCCAGGUUUCCGAACCUCUUGGCUUCUGCUUUCUUCCUCCUAGCUUUGUGCCUUCUAAUCUUCAGAUAUUCCCAUGAUAUUCCAGCAGGAUGUUCCACCCUGUGCAGAGGCAGUGCUGGAAGUGCCUGACACCCCAGAGCUGCCAAACGGGUCCCCCAUUCCAUGCCUCAUCCUUAAAAUCCAUUCUGAUCCUUCUUCCUUGGACUGAGUGACCUUUAAAGGUCCUUUCCAACACAAACUAUUCCAAGAGUUUCUUGGCAGAGGAAUGGAGCUGGGGCUCUUCUGCACCAGUGAAUUGAUUUUAUUGUUGCUUUCAUCGCAGUAGUGCCAAAAAUUUGGGAAGGAUCCUGCAGUGCUGAGGAUAUACCGGCCCUUUUCCAGUAUUUAUCGUUAUUCCUUCUCCUUCAGGGCUGCCUUCUCCAUUUGGAAUCUUCAUUUCCUCCUAAAACUUCCCUCUUUUCUUUACUCCCUGUUCCUCUCACCUAUUUCAAGAGCCAUCUCAUCCCUCCCUCCUCUCCUGGUGCUGGUGGCUCAUUCCACAUCCUUGGUACCACAUGGGAAAGCCAUCCCAAAGCUGUUCAAUGGGAUUCUUGCCACUUUUUGGGAAUAGGAUUUGUAGGAGGUAUUUUGGUCUCUGCAGAGGGCUGGGAUGGCAGAGGGUGGGGCAUGUGGAUAUAGAAUUCCAGUGAUUCCCACUUCUAUUCUUUGAGGAUGUUAGAUUCCAGGAACAAUUUAUGUUCCCAAGCAGAAUUAAAGUGGAAAAUCUGUUUCCAAGGGCGCAUGAGAAGGAGGAAAAGCUCCGAGCGUGGGGAUACAGUAUCUAACACAUUCUCCAUGCACUUUGAUGUUUUCCCAGCUUUUGCUGCUCUUUUCCUGCAGGCAGAUAAUAUUAUUUCCAUGGAAUCGCCCACACAACUUUCAUUUACAAAUUGGGACAUAGGAAUAAUCAGGAUUACCCCUGGCAAUGGGAAUUAGGUGGGAUUAGUUAUUGCUGGAAUGGGUGUGUUUGGAUUUGUGUUUUGAAUUUCCAUUGAAUUUCCGUGGGCAGCAGAGCCCUUUCGUGUUUGCCUUGGGAAUUGCUGGGCUGGAGCUCCCCCUAUCCUUAUCCAUUCUGGGACAUUCUUCCCUGGGCAGUUGGACAUUCUGGCUUUGCAGGAUGGGAGCAGGAAUAUUUAAUUCCCAUGGGUUUAGGGAUAGUGGUUGUACCUGCAGCCUUUGAGGAACAUCCAAACAUUGCCUAGGGAGGUAUUGAUUCCUCAUUCUGGGAAAUAUUCCAGUCCAGGUUGGAUAAGGCUUGGAACAGCCUGGGCUAGGGAAGGAUGUCCCUGCCCAUGGGAGCUUCCAAAUGAUUCUGGAAUUCUGUGAUUCCCUGCUUGCAGUGUUAGGGUGAUGCUGGAAAGGGAAGGUUGGAAUUCCAGCAGCACCUCUGUGUGGAUUGCUCUGCUGAGAAAUUCCUCUGAAGGAAGCAGUUGGAAAGCACUGCCUGGAACUGAGCUCGUUGCUUUGUUCUCAGAGCCUGCGCUGUGCUGGUUUUUGGGAAGAGCUGCUGGAUUUUGGGAAGAGCCUCAUUUCUUGUGCCAAAGCUCCCCCUCAUGGCUCCUGCGUGGAGGAAGCAAUGCUGCACAGAUCCUGCUGGAGGCAAGCACUGCCCAUCCUUGGCAGCUGUGGGAAGAAGGAGAGGAGGGAAUGCUGCAGCUGGAAACUGGAAUUCAGUCUGGAAGUCCUUUGCUGUCCAGUCAGAUUCACAGGGGAGUUAGGAAUUGAGAGAGGAGGGAUGGGAAGGGGGCUGGAUCAGUAAUCACUGAUGUCCUUCCCCUUCUUCCAGCUCCAAGGAGCUGCUUCAGGGCUGGAAAUUCCAAACAUCCAAGGAUAAGGGCAAUUCCUUGCUUUGUCAUGGGGAAUCAUCGUCAGCCUGUGAGCGUUUGUUGUCUCCAUUCCCAUUGUUUUUUCCAUCUUUUUUUUUUGAGUUCAUAUCUGUUGUGCCUUUGUUCUCCCAGAUUUCUGGGAUCAGACAUCUCCCACCUUCCUUUCCUGCUUCUCUGGGAGUACAGGAGUGUGGCCAAGGCCUGGUGGGAGCUGCCCUUGCUCCCGAGCUCUCCCGCUCUGCCUCAGCCAGGGCUUCCCACAUCUUCCCACUUUUCCCUGCCUCCUGAGAUCGUAUCCAAGUGCCAAAAGCAAAUCCUGACCUGAGGCAGGUGAUUUCCUCCUACCCACACUGCAUUUCUCCCUGGCUCUGGAGCAGCCCCUUUCCAAAGGUCACCUCCCUGGGAAUUCUUCCUGCUUUCCUUGUUGUGUCCAGUCCCUCUGACAUCACCGUGUCACACCAUGCUCCCUGUCCCGACUUUCCCACCUUCCCAGCACGCCUGUGGGAUGAAGGGAGCCUCUCCCUGUCUUCACCCCUUGAUUCCUGAAAAUCCUUGCAGCACAGGGACAAGCCUUGGCGUUGGUUUUCCUUUGGAUCCUGCUUCCCAUCCCGGGCCUCGUGCAGUUCCGAUGGCUCAGAGUCAGGAGUCCCAGGUGGGGGUGGCACGGGCCUGUCCUGCUGGGAUCCCAAAUUUUGGGAAGGUUGUGUGCAAAGGGAUCCCGGCAGGGGUUUUUCCUAGGAUGCUGCCACACCCUUUGGCUCCUAACUCCUUUCCCAGGAUGUCCCCAGCGCUUGGUGGUGGCCAGGUGGCCUCACCUGCAGCUCCAGCUUCCCACCUUUCCCUCCACAAGUCCAGGGAAUACUCUUGAGCUCCCGUCCUGGCGCUGAGCAGAAUUCCUACUGGCACAGGGAUAUUUGGGGAUGGGCUGUGCCUCCCUGACUGGAAUGUUGUGCCCUACGAGCCCCUUUCCUUUGGCUCUGCCUCUCUGGAAAAGCUCUUCCUGCCUGUCACCUGUGCCCAUCCCGUGCUGGGGCAGCUCAGAGCAGGAUCCCUCUGGAUGAAUUUUCUGCUGGAUCCUAAUUGCCUCCUUAGAGCUGAAGCCUUUGGCAUUUUUGGGAGAACCAGCCCUUCCAGGGAGCUCUGAGGCAUUCCCACUGCUUCUGGCAGGGCUUGGAGCACUUGGAUAUGCAACUGGGGGGAAAACAGCCCAGCAUCCUGCAUCCCCAUGCUCAUCCCGGGAAUGCUGCCCUCAAUCCCUGCUCUGAGCUGCCCCAGCAUGAAGAUUCCAAGGAAACUCAAGCACUCCUCACGUGCCCUUCAUUCUCCAUGUGACUUUUUUUGUACCUCUGUACGAAAGAUCCGAACUAAUCCCGCUGUAAAGAAAGAUCCGGAUGAAUUAUAACCUAAUUCCAGAAACAUGGAUGUAUAUAAAUUUUCUGUAUAUUCUAUGGCACUCUGUAUAAAAUGGAUGUUGGAAGCA